Messenger RNA from Fusarium vanettenii 77-13-4, 1035 nucleotides. RefSeq lists its product as uncharacterized. Bases 1 to 1035 code for a protein of 344 amino acids. NCBI's taxonomy places the organism in Eukaryota, Fungi, Ascomycota, Sordariomycetes, Hypocreales, Nectriaceae. The record is from RefSeq and is a predicted model, not a curated record. The transcript has a single exon.
AUGACAUUUCCGCCUCUCGACAGCGAAGCCGCCGACGUCUGGCCUUCACGACUGACUAUUGUUCAAGAUGAAGCCUAUGAUUACAAUUACCUUGGCGGAAUGGGCCCUGAUGACCUACAUUCAGAGUUCCGGAAAUGUCUGCAUGAUGCGAUAACUUUGGCUUCGACUUCGACAUCGACAACGUCAAAACAAGCUCUCGACGAGCAUUUGGUCGAUCUACUUUCCCGCAUGAUCUUCGGGUCCAACAUGAUUGAGGAUGCCGGAGGGGGGUUAGGAAUCACCCUCAAGCUUGGCGGAGUCAUCUUUCGAGGUCAGCAUGUCCCUGAAGACCGCAGUGCCGACUACAAAGUCUUGGAAGACCACCUCCGUCGCAAGGGUCUGCCGCAUGCAGAAGAAGAUGUCAUCCGGGCCUACCGGGAGAUAACACAACAUGCCAAGGCAGCAUACUAUAUCAUCAAAGAGGUAUGCCUGGAAGGAAAAGAGCUGUCCGAGGCCAUAAUCCUGGAAACGCACCGUCUCUUGACUUGCAAUAUUGACACCGACGGGAUACCUUGGAACAAAUACGCUGGCGUCUAUCGAAAGUGGCCAGUAUGUACUGGCUUCCAUCAAUACAUGGCUCACAGCAUGGUCCCUACAGCUAUGAAGAACAUGAUCAGCUGUCUCUCGGACGACGUCAAGCUUGCAAUUGACAGAGGAGAAAUCGACCCGAUAGCUCUAGCAGCCAAGUACUGCCACAUCUUUGUCAACAUUCAUCCCUUCCUCGAUGGAAACGGUCGAACGUGUCGUCUCAUCCUGAAUGCAAUUCUCCUAAAGUAUGGCGGUACUAUCGUCUGCAUUGGGGAAAAGGACGAGGAUCGGGAGGAACAUUUGCGGAUUGCAAGCAACGCGAGCUUUGCUGAAGGAAACCAAGAGGAUAUGGGAGGCGUGCCAGAGGAACUUAAGCCGAAACACUACAAGGAAUUGGCUUCGUUUGUGCUAUUGCACGCUCGGGAUAGCAUGACCUUUAUCCGGGAGCUGCUUGAGGAAGAAUGGUGA